AUGGCUGUAACCUCGGCUUUAUUCUCGAGGUCCGGCCCAUCCGAAAACCCGGUACCCGGGUAAGGCCCAAGAUUGAAGAUUUAGCACAAGAGGAGACCCUGAUCAAGAGGGUCAACAAAGAUUCUAGCCAAAACAAGACGCUCCUAAACAAGAACCAAAGCGUAUCUUUCAGAGGGUAAAAAAUCUUACACACUACAUAUAACCUCUACUUAAAGGACCUCACCAACUACAUUUGAAUCGCAUUUUUACGGCUUGGAGGUGCGCUUCGCCAAAAGUUGCGAAAAUCCCGCGACAAAAAUAAAAACAAAAAAUAAUUGAGAAUUUUUCUCGAAAAUGCAAAACUGAAGCAAUUUCAUGUUCUGAAGCUGUAAAAAAAGCUUUCUGGUCAUCUGAAUCCUGUCAACAUCCAUGUGGAUGCUCCUCGGGAAAGGUUGAUGUAAGUUUUUUCGGUUUUCGCUUGGUUUUCCACAUUUAGGUAGGAGUGAAGGAACUUGCGCAAUAUUUCGUCUGUUCUUUUGGAAAAUAACACGAGCGCAAAGUUGAGGUGCAGCUAUUGAGCUCAUGAUUUGUGUGAUGUCAGUUUCUUGCCUUUUCUAGCUGUUUUUGCCCAUUUAGAGGUAUUUUAUAUUGUUUUAGUCAAGGCUUUUCAAUUUCAGAGUUGGCCAAUCGCCUGGAACGACCCAUGGAGAAGAAUUCCCUUCAUGGAAACGCCUUGGCAUCAAGGUUUGAGUCAGGGACGUCAUCUAUAGGAUAUUUGUAUAAGGUAGUGUGUAUUUUUACUUGGUUGUUUAAAAUUUAGAUACGUAAUUUCUCAGCCUCUAUGAAAUUAGUUUCAGACUGGGACUUGUCUUCGUGAACCAGUGGAUCCGUUACAGAGACGAAAACGGGUCGUACAACGUCAAGUCGGCCAAAACCUGCAUGGUUAA
Messenger RNA from Bursaphelenchus xylophilus (pine wood nematode), 926 nucleotides. Lineage: Eukaryota; Metazoa; Nematoda; Chromadorea; Rhabditida; Aphelenchoididae. The record is from the annotation of a GenBank genome assembly.